This is a messenger RNA of Colletotrichum karsti, 945 nucleotides long. RefSeq lists its product as uncharacterized. Gene Ontology annotation, biological process: tetrahydrofolate biosynthetic process; tetrahydrobiopterin biosynthetic process. Bases 1 to 945 code for a protein of 314 amino acids. The record is from RefSeq and is a predicted model, not a curated record. Lineage: Eukaryota; Fungi; Ascomycota; Sordariomycetes; Glomerellales; Glomerellaceae. The transcript is spliced from 3 exons. Gene Ontology annotation, cellular component: cytoplasm. Gene Ontology annotation, molecular function: zinc ion binding; GTP cyclohydrolase I activity; GTP binding.
AUGACCCAAUCCGAGGAUGUUGAGCUCAAAAAGAGCAAGAAACACCGAAAUAACAACCACAAUGGCUCCAGCGCAUCCACCGACGGAAGCGAUGCCGAGACCGCGAGCCAGACCAGCAGCAAGCGGGGCACCAAGGACAAGAAGCGCAAGGCAGAUGGCGAGGUCAACGGCCACACAAGGAAAGCUCGCCGCGAGAGCCUGAGCCGACCUGCGCGGGACCCUCGCGAUACUACUUCUCCCAAGUCCAAGAAGAAGAAGAAGAAGUCAAAGCCCGAGGGAACCGUGACGCGCUCUCCCAGCCCGGUCAUUGACUUUGACGGUCUGAGUCGCCCGAGCGUCGGAACCCGUGAGCGACUCGAAGAGAGCCCCGAACUCGCCGCCGUAAGACUUGCGAAGCUCGAGGGCGCUGUUCGCACUAUUCUCGAAUGUGUCGGCGAAGACCCCGCCAGGUCCGGCAUCCUCGACACCCCGAGCCGUUACGCUAAGGCCAUGCUCUUCUUCACCAAGGGCUACCAGGAGAAUGUUCGCGACAUUGUCAACAAUGCUAUUUUCCAAGAGGGGCACAACGAGAUGGUCAUCAUUAAGGACAUUGAGAUCUUCAGUCUUUGCGAGCACCACCUGGUUCCUUUCACUGGCAAGAUGCACAUUGCCUACAUCCCGAAAAACCAAGUCAUCGGCCUGUCCAAGAUCCCGCGCAUCGCCGAGAUGUUCAGCAGACGUCUGCAGAUCCAGGAGCGCCUGACCAAGGAGGUGGCCAACGCCAUCAUGGAGAUCCUCCAGCCGCAGGGUGUCGCCGUCGUCAUGGAGUCCAGCCACUUGUGCAUGGUCAUGCGCGGCGUGCAGAAGACAACCACCAGUACGAUUACCAGCUGUGUACUGGGUGCCUUCGAGAAGAAGGAGAAGACGAGGAACGAGUUCCUCAGCCUGGUGGGGUUGAAGACAUAG